AUUAUUUUUUAUAUGAACAUGACAAGUUAUAUAUGAAAAGUGGUCCUCAUCAAUUUCAUUUCAUUGCUUUGAUUCCUUCCCCCACUCCUUAUCCUACACUCAUCUCUCUGGUGUUUCUUCUUCUUCCAAUAAUGCAAACAGGCUAUUCAGCAUAAGCUUGGGAAUCUAUCAGGGUCAGUUUGAACAUUGCUAGGCAAUCUUACCAUGGCAGGGACUGGUACUUGGAGCAGGGAAGUAGAGAAGGCUUUCGAAAACGCGAUAGCUAUGCAUUGGACAGAGGAGGGGUCUGAAGAGCAAUGGGAGAAGAUUGCUUCAAUGGUUCCUAGUAAAAGUCUUGAGGAAUUGAAGCAACACUAUCAACUGCUGGUGGAGGAUGUUAGUGCAAUAGAGGCUGGUCAGGUUCCACUUCCUAGUUAUACAGGAGACGAAGCUACAUCUUCUGCAGCAAAGGAUUUUCAUGGAUCUGCCGGAGCUGCUGCUGCUGCUGCUCCGGAUAAGAGAUCGAGUUCUGGUUAUGGGAAUGGAUUUUCGGGGUUAAGCCAUGAUUCCUGUGGACAUGGUGGGAAAGGAAGUUCGAGGUCGGACCAAGAAAGGAGGAAAGGUAUUCCAUGGACAGAAGAAGAGCAUAGGUUAUUUCUACUGGGUUUAGACAAGUUUGGCAAAGGAGAUUGGAGAAGCAUUUCAAGAAACUUCGUGAUAUCAAGAACUCCGACACAGGUGGCUAGCCAUGCACAGAAGUACUUCAUCCGCUUGAAUUCCAUGAACAGAGACCGGCGGAGAUCCAGCAUCCAUGACAUCACCAGCGUUAACAAUGGGGAUACGUCUCAUCAGGCCCCUAUCACCGGCCAACAGGCUAACACAAACUCACCAGCUGCAGCAGCAGCCAUGGGGCCGUCGGUGAAGCACAGGGCUCAGCCGCAUAUGCCUGGUUUAGGCAUGUACGGAGCACCUGUCGGGCGUCCGGUGGCUGCUCCAGGGCAUAUGGCGUCCGCUGUGGGAACUCCCGUUAUGCUUCCUCCCGGUCAUCACCACCACCCUCCUCCCUAUAUCGUCCCUGUUGCUUACCCGAUGGCACCGCCACCGAUGCAUCAAUAAAUUCAACCAUGAACGGCAACAAAAACUGAAUUCUGCCUUGCUUUGAACUAGGAAUAUGCCGAUGCAUCAUUCCUUACGCCAUUUUUAUCCAUCAAGCAGAUAGAUCAGUGCAGAAGAACUCUUCUCUUUUUGGGUUUCGGCCAUUAUAAAUUCAUAUGUACUCUGUACAAUUACUAA
Messenger RNA from Theobroma cacao (cacao), 1272 nucleotides. Its product is annotated as Duplicated homeodomain-like superfamily protein. Gene Ontology annotation, molecular function: DNA binding. The record is from RefSeq and is a predicted model, not a curated record. NCBI's taxonomy places the organism in Eukaryota, Viridiplantae, Streptophyta, Magnoliopsida, Malvales, Malvaceae.